UAAAUAAAUACUCUAACCUAAUCCACCUAACCCAAUCCAAAAACUUACUACAUUGAUCAGAUAAAAAAUUAAGUACCGUUCCAACAGAAAAGAAAGUAAAUGCAAUUUACUUUAUAAAUCAAAACCCAUAUUUCUUCCAUUUUCAAGUUUCCUUGUUUACCAGCAAAAGCAGGACAAAACUCAAAGUAACAGAGGUAAAUUAAUGGUGAGUCCUUCCAACCGAGUUGCUCGACUCGCCACGGUGAAAAUGGAGGCCUGCACAACGGAACAUGCUCCGGGAAACGAAGAAAUUCGACGCGCUGAAUUUGAUUCGAGUCCUGAAGCAGCCAAAGCAGAUGAAGAUGAAAUCUGUUAUCUUUCAGGAAAGCCGUAUUUCGAUAUUAUUAUAGGAAAAACACAUCUCAACCGCCCCCGUGGACUGUACCCUCCUAUAAGUAUGACUCAACGGCUUCCUCGUGCCACGAUCCCAGCUGUUCUAAGACACGGUGGCAAAACAUGGAACAUGUCUUAUUGUGGAGACGCGGCUCGGCCGAGGUUCGACUACAAAUGGAAAGCGUUUGUGGCCGACAAUCAUCUGAAGGUUGGAGAUGGUUGCGUUUUCGAACUUAUGGAGUCGGACAGUAGAAACGCCGUAUUCAAAGUUAUGAUCGUGAGGGGCGAGAUUCCGCCUGAACUGCAGGCGUUGAUCGAUUCCCGCGGUAAGUCCGAGGCGGUACCUAUAGUUAUCGACUAGAAACUCAAUCUUUGUCUCGUCUGUAAUUCGCUCGUUUUUUUGCGUGUUCGUAUCGAGUGCUGUACGUGCAUUGAAUAUUGGUGCUGUAGUUUGUCUUGCGGAUGUUCGGAUUCGUGAGUUUCUAAAUUCGGGCAUGUAAUAGAUACUGGAUGGGAAAGGGUGUAUACGCCAAAAGGUUAAAUGUUUGGGGUGUGUUUACUAAAAGACCAAAGUUCAGGGAGGUGAAUGCAAAUUAGUAAUUACCCUUUAAUAUCGCAAGAUUGAAAUAGUUG
This is a messenger RNA of Erythranthe guttata (spotted monkey flower), 1005 nucleotides long. RefSeq names its product B3 domain-containing protein Os04g0386900. The record is from RefSeq and is a predicted model, not a curated record. Lineage: Eukaryota; Viridiplantae; Streptophyta; Magnoliopsida; Lamiales; Phrymaceae. Gene Ontology annotation, molecular function: DNA binding.